AUGAGCGCAACAACACUUCAAGUAUCCUCAAUGCAGGAAAUGAAAAUUGAUAAUCAUCAUUCCCUUCGGAAUGAGUCCACAAAGACUUCAUUGAAAGGAGUGGAGUCGGUCCGACGUUGUAUGGAAGAAAUGAAUGAUCAGUUGGUGCGAUUGGUCCAACACCAUCAAUUUGAUUUUGAAAAGGUUUCCAUUUCUUUUCAAAAAUUUGUACAGUUUUUAAAGACGUUGUAUGUUCGAGAAUUGGAGCACGUUGACUCAAGCAUUUUCAAUGCUGAUAUUUGUAGGGCAAGAUAUGCCUUGCUUGAUUGGAAUCAGUGGAGUUUUGUGACACCACCAGCUUCUGUUUCAUUUGAGAAACCUUCUCUCAAAGCCCCUGCUCAAUCUCCCAACCAUAAAUUCAAAGAAAACAAGAAAAAACAAGUGGAAAAAGUGCGAAUUAAAUACGCACAAAUGCACAAGGAGGUUAAUAACACCUUGCCCUCCAUAGACGACCAAGAUAGCGACGAAGAGAAUAUCUUCUUCUCUAACCUUCCUCCAGCAACCGAGUUCGAAAAACAAUUAUUUUCAAAAGAUGUUGAUUUUUGGGGAGUGGAAGGAAACAAUAAUUCAGCUUCUUCGACAAUCACCCUUCCUAAACAAAUUGGUGAUGACAACAAAGAAGAUCUAGACGUGGACGAACUCGAAGAUCAAUGGUUUGAGGUAGGGAAGCACAUCGCGUCCAGAUCUUCACCCAAAAAGGUUCCAAAAGGAAGUCCAACAUCCAUGGAAUUAGGUAUUUACAAGAAACUGUACGAACAUGAGUUGCAAGUGAAGGAAACCAUUUUAGAACAUUCGACACAGCUUGAAAAAUCACACUCUCCAGAAAAGCACAAGUCCACAGUUGAAGACAAGCGAUUGAGGAGCAGACUCUCCAGAAUGAAAGUGGUUGAACAUGAUAGUGAUUAA
This is a messenger RNA of Naegleria lovaniensis, 945 nucleotides long. RefSeq lists its product as uncharacterized. The transcript has a single exon. The record is from RefSeq and is a predicted model, not a curated record. The coding region runs from base 1 to 945 and encodes 314 amino acids. NCBI's taxonomy places the organism in Eukaryota, Heterolobosea, Eutetramitea, Acrasida, Naegleriidae.